AUGAAGAAGGCGGAGUUGGUCUCCAUUGUGCGCAGCUUGUUGCCUCCAGGAGCGACGUGGCCUACGGAACGCGGUGGGCCGCGCUUUGAAGGUGGCAAGACGGUGUUGAUGCUGCUCAUCGACCUCGUGUGCCACCACUACACGGGCGACUUCUGGGCCAGAGACACCUUCAGACGCCACGUGAUCAUGGACGCGUGCUACCGCGGCGUGGAUUCCUUAGUGCUCCAGCGCCUGCUCAAGUGGGCGAGGAAGACAAGCUUCAGGGUGAUCAUCCCCAUGUCAAGGGGGGACGUCAACGGGUUGGACGCAGUGGAGCUCGCAAUUGCUGGAGGACACGGACAACUGGCCUCCUGUCUGCUUGAGCAGCACGGCGCCAGCUCACACGACACUCUACUAUGCAGGCACUACCCGUUGGCAGUGUUGGAGCUCGCUAUUGAGUCGAGGAACGAGCAGUGCGCAAGGGAUGUUCUCGCCAAUAAGCGUGUUGUACGCCACCUUCACCCUGGUGCAGCAGUGCGACUGAACCUGAUCACGCGCUGGGAGCAGCGUCAAGCUCCGGUGAAGAGGCUCUACAAUGUGUUCACGUGUGUGGGAGCUGCGAUACGUUGCGGGAUGCCGGGCGUUGUGCGGAUUAUCUAUGAGCUGAAUCCUGUUGAGACUCGACAGGCGGCUUGGUACGCGGUGCACAAGCUGGAGUCACAGGGUCGUAUUGAGGUGUCUCCGGAGGUUCGGAGGCUGGUUAGGGGCAAGACUGUGCUGAUGGUUGUGGCGACCAAGGAGACCGACCCUCGACUGGCCGUCAAGCUUGUCGACUUCGUGUGUCCACUCACUGCGGACUUCUGGGCGCGAAACUCGUGUGGACGCCACGUGAUCAUGGCUGCGUGCAAUGAAGGCGCGCAUCCGUCAGUGCUGCUACGCUUGAUCAAGUGGGCUCGGAGGUGCAGCCUCAACGUGGCUCUCCCCAUGUCCAUACAAGACCUCCAAGGCCUCGAUGCAGUGCAGCUUGCUAUUCAACGCGGACACGGAGCGCUGGCUUCCUGCUUGUUGGAGAAACGGGAUCCAGCUACACACGACCACUUGCUUUGUCUCCACUACCCGUUGAAGGUGCUGGAGCUGGCUAUCGAGUCGAUGAACGAGCAGUGCGCGAGGGAAGUUUUGGACAACAAGCGCGUUGUGAGCCAUCUUAAGCCAGGGAAAGCAGAGCGUUUGAACUUGAUCACGCGGUGGACGCAGCGUCAAACUCCCAACAAGCGGCUCUACAAUAUCUUCACGCUGCGCUUACAGGUCUCCAUCGCCCAGGCUCAGGUGGCUCCAGAGAUGCAGCGAAUGGCGAGUUCGUAUUUGCUGCACAAGGCGUGGCCGCAGAUUAGUGUGAUUGUGUUGCUUCGCCACCACGAAUUGCUGGCAAGACACGAGUGCAAUUGCUCGCUGUGGAAGCGGAUACGUCGCUGGAGGCUGUGUAAGCAUCGCGACUGGGACGCGAUCGCCUCUCACCCGUGGACGACAAUCCCAAGUGAGGUCCUCUACAACAUUCUGAGCUUCCUCCUGCCCUCCGAGGUCGCAGAGGCCAGGAGCAUGGCAGUCGUGGUCGAGUACUGA
Messenger RNA from Phytophthora sojae, 1599 nucleotides. RefSeq lists its product as hypothetical. The transcript is spliced from 4 exons. Lineage: Eukaryota; Oomycota; Peronosporomycetes; Peronosporales; Peronosporaceae. The record is from RefSeq and is a predicted model, not a curated record. The coding region runs from base 1 to 1599 and encodes 532 amino acids.